Messenger RNA from Mugil cephalus (flathead mullet), 3319 nucleotides. RefSeq names its product t-complex 11, testis-specific-like 2 (gene tcp11l2). Gene Ontology annotation, biological process: signal transduction. The record is from RefSeq and is a predicted model, not a curated record. NCBI's taxonomy places the organism in Eukaryota, Metazoa, Chordata, Actinopteri, Mugiliformes, Mugilidae. The transcript has 10 exons. The coding region runs from base 377 to 1960 and encodes 527 amino acids.
GACAGCACAGCACGACGGAAAAGACAAAUAAGUCAUAAUAUGUUCAAGAACAUUUGUGACGGGAGCAGUAAACAAUGAUAGAAUUCUAUAAUAAUAGUAGUUUCCGCCGAAGUUUACACAUUGCCCGAUGACGCGACGCUCCAAUCCGGAAGGGGGCGUCAAUCCAUCUACAAGGCGUUUGCCAACUGCCACAAAAAAAAACAAACAGAAGAAGAAGGAGCCAAAGGACCUUUAAACAGAGGAACAAAACAGAUCAAGAGGAGCACGGUCGAGUUUUCCACUUCAGAGCUGAGCCAUUUAAAAGUGUCAGUCUCCAGUUCUGGAGACUUGAAUGAGACUAAUUUCAACAGUGUCUGGAGUGCAGCUCUAGUCCAAGAUGCCUCUAAACGACGAGCGUCCCACGUCCACGUCCAGCGGCGAGGACCAAGGCAGUGACGCCGAGUCGUCGUCAGAGCGCUGCAACAGCAUGACCAUGGGCAGCGACCCGGAGUCGUCACGCGAAAGCUUCACCAGCGACUGCUCCAGCACACCCUCCUCCAGCCCGCCUAAAACCAUAACCCUUGAUGAAGUCAUGGACACUGCGAAGGACCUGUUCAAUCUCAGCCUCUCCCAUGAAAUCAUCAUGAACCGAAGUUUUCACCUGGAGCCACGCAACCUACCUCAGAAUAGUUUAUGGAAGGCAGUUAGAGAUAACAUGCACAAGGCCUUCUGGGACAUCCUUGAGACUGAGCUGAACGAUGACCCGCCCGAGUAUGGACAAGCCAUUAGAUUACUGGAGGAGAUCAGAGAGAUCUUGCUGUCGUUCCUUAACCCGGGGGCUAAUCGGAUGAGGACCCAGAUCAUGGAGGUGCUGGACACGGACCUGAUACGCCAACAGGCCGACAACGACGCCGUGGACAUCCAGGGCCUCGCCUCCUACAUCAUCUCCACCAUGGGCAAGAUGUGUGCGCCGGUGAGGGACGACGAAAUCAAGAAGCUCCGGGAGAGCACGGACAACAUCGUGACACUCUUCAGGGAGAUAUUCCGUGUUCUGGACCUGAUGAAGGCAGACUUUGUCAACUUUACAAUUGAAAACCUCAGGCCGUUGCUGCAGAGGCACAGCGUUGAGUAUGAGAGAGCAGUGUUUCAGAGCAUCCUGGACAAAACUCCCAGUGCUUUAGACAACACCACCUCCUGGAUCAAGUUGGCCCUGGAGGAGCUGUUGUCAGCCACCGCCCCCCCCACAGAACAGAAUAACGGUCACGGGAAAGGACAGCGGCCGCUGCCGGGGCCUUUACAGGUCCUCAAUGUUGCCUUUCUCCACGUCCUCACAUGGGACUACUCCAAGAGCCCCCUGCCUGAGACCUUGAUGACGGAUGAAAACCGUCUGAGAGACAUUCAGAGGCAGCUCCAGCAGUGUCAGGCGGUGAAUGAGGUGCUCUCCAUUGUCUUCAGCACCAUCGGUGGACCCAUCCAGGGCCUGCCCGCGCUCUCUGACCGGCUGAAGAGGAUGAUCAACGUGCUUUUGGAUGGCAUGCACACACCGAGCUUUAACCUAGAAGAGUCACUAGAGGGCGUCAGCGCUCAGAUCUGCUGUGAGCUCAACAAGUCUUUAACGGAGAGAGACUACCCUGCACUGACCCCAGCGCUGCAGGCCACCCUAAAGGGCCAGAUCUGCAGCAUCACCCAGAAGGACAAUCCAAUCCGAACUCUAGUUGAGGACCGGGUGCAGCAGUACUUCGUGGCGCUCCUCAGUCACCCCAAACCCCAGGACAAACUCGAACAAGUACCCGCCGGCUUGCUUGCGAUCAAGCCUGAACUAGUGUCGAUGGGAUCGAAGUUCGUCUCCCUGGUCAACUACAACAAGACUGUCUAUGGACCUUUCUACGUGGACAUCAUCAGGAAGCUGAUGUUCAGCGACGGCCCACCAGCGGCAGGCCCACCUCAGGACAGAGCUCACAACUCCGUCGCCCCCAAUUAAAUACCAAAACACGGCUCGUGCAGCUACAGAAGUCUGUUUUUCUAUUAGAUUUAGCAAAAGCUGAAGCUGUAGGGGAGAAUAUUAAAACACUGUCAAACCGGUGAUUAUAAUACAAAGAAAGGAGGAACUAGUGGGAUGCAUUUAAUGUGACCUACAUCUUUUGCGAUAAAUGCUCUAAAAUAUGGAUCUCACCAGCCAUGACGACAAAGCGUCCACACCCUUCUGAUACCAGCGAACGCCUGCAACGAUUAGUGGCAUUUUGAGACAAAGGACCUGAACCAGUUUGUCCCCAAGCAGGCAGCCAGACGAACACAUAAUAACCUUCUAGUAGUAUUCACAACCGCCCAUGACUAAGACACACACACAAACAUGCAGAAGGCCUCACGAGGUGAAUACAAUACCAGCGAAAAGCUCAGCUGAUAUGUUUGGGGAAUUACACAUGUGUCAAAAGCGAAACAAACUAAUUCUGGACUUGCUGCAUGUUUUACUAAUUACUAGCGGAACAGAUCUAUUUUUGAACCCAGUUUAGUUUUGAUUUGACAAAACAAGCUUUACAUACAUAUCCCUACGUGCACAUGUUUUUUGCAACACUGUCAUGGCUGAUAACCAGAAACCCAGUGUUAAAAUGAUCCAUUUCCAAUCCUAAAUAGUGACACCCCAUUUGAUAAACUCAUUUUUAAUGUUGUGGGCAAAUAAGAGAAACAAAAAAAGGCAAAAACUUAAGUAUUUGUAAUACAUACAGCCAUCUUUAUACAUCAGAGGAAGAAGCUUAUAUAUUUAGAAGAGUAGCAUUUCAGAUUCUUUACAUAUAACAAGUUGUUUAUCAGUAUAUAUUAUAACUGUAGUUCAUUAAAUAGCAAGUGCCACAUUUCAGGACGUUAAUGUAAAACACGAGAGAGCCCUUUGUCCUCAUUGUAGUUCCUGUUAUUUUUCCAGCCUGAGAACUAAACCUUCCGUAUUAUUUGUAAUCCGUUCUGCGUUUUGAUGUCUCGGAGAAACUUGUUUGCAUGUGUGGAUUUUUUUUUUUUUUUAGUUUUACUUGAGUAAUAUUUGUCACUAUCCGUUGUAUGUUAUGUACUUAUUAUCUGCCAGUUGAGUACUAGCUGUAUUGAUUUUAAUUGCUAUGCUUGUUACAUUUCGCGGUACUGUCAUUUAUUUUUUUUUUUUCACAGUAUUGCUGCGUUGGCUCUUGGAACACGUCGGGAAACGAAAGGUGCUGAAAUCGAAAGCGAAUUUCGCUUCCGAAAUUUCCAGCGGACCGUUAAAUGCACAAAGAAAAGUAGUUUACUUGAAAAAGUGGGAAGUUGUUUUUGUUUUCUUCUGUACCACAGUUAAUAUAAUAAAACUUCAAAAAGAAAA